This is a messenger RNA of Pecten maximus, 4917 nucleotides long. RefSeq lists its product as uncharacterized. NCBI's taxonomy places the organism in Eukaryota, Metazoa, Mollusca, Bivalvia, Pectinida, Pectinidae. The record is from RefSeq and is a predicted model, not a curated record. The coding region runs from base 1 to 4917 and encodes 1638 amino acids. The transcript has a single exon.
AUGAACAUAUCCCCUCAGGCUCUCGACUCUGCGUCUCGGACACACAGCAGCACGAGAAACUCUACGACAUCAAGUACUGUUACCACUCUUCUCCUGAAGUCUAAGGCUAGGGCGGAGAGGUCAAAGGUCAAACUCAGGUUUGCUAAACAGGAAGCCGAGAUCGCGAAGAAGCAAGCGAAUCUUCAGGCUGAGCUGACGAUUCUAAAUACACAGAGAGAAGCCGAUGAAGCGGAGGCUGAACUCAAGGCUGUUAUGGAGUUCACAGAGGGGAGUUCAAUAUGUUCGCACCAAUCAUCUCGGGCGUUAUCUAUAAGACAGGAGACAGCUCCAGAAAAACAUGAUAGAAUUUCCAAGUUUAUAGAACAACAAUCCGAUCAGGGGGAACCCGACAGCACCGAUACUAAAGGGGAUAAAGGUAUUCAGGAUACAACCCUUCCAUUACAAGACCUGAGGUUUAAUCGAUUCAACCCUGCCCCCAACUGGCAACCUCUUAAUAAUGACCUACAACAUCAACCUCCUCCUGGAAUGAACCCUUAUGUUACUCCUUACCAUCCUAGGGAUCAGGCGUUGUGUCAAGGUCAUGGUGACGCGAAACCCUGCCUUAUAGACAGAAUGGCAGCUCCGACUGCUACCAGUACGCCCUUUACAACUAAUGAAGGCCCCACUUUGAUCACUCAGAUUCCACCCAGCACAUCUCAGCAUUUUGGGAGUCUACAAACCACUCUUCCCUCGGACGCACAUCCUCCCGUGACUACCUCAUUGCCACACACCUGUACCACUACGCCUCCAUACUUGGAUAUAUGCUCGGUGUUCACUAAGUAUCUGGCCAAGAAAGAUUUACUCUUACUGCGUUUUACCAAGUUCGACGACAUACCAGAACACUUCAGGACAUGGAAGGCCAGUUUCAGCGCGAUUAUCAGUGACUUGAGUUUAUCACCACAGGAGGAGAUUGAUCUUUUGGUGAAGUGGUUGGGCCCAAAGUCCGCAAAGUUUGCACUCACAAUGCGAGCAGCCAAUGCCAGCAAUCCUGAAAACGGAGUGAGACUCAUUUGGGAGAGGCUACAGGACAAAUAUGGGAGUCCAGAGUCGGUCGAGGCAUCUGUUAAAAGGAAAUUAAGCUCAUUUCAAAGAAUUAGCAACAACAAGGAUCGUCAUCGCCUUUUUGAACUCUCAGAUAUUGUAUCAGAGAUAGCCUCAUUGAAGGAGGACGCUAGGUAUAGCGCGCUGCUUGCUUAUUAUGAUUCAACAUCGGGGGUGAACCCUAUUGUCAGUAAACUCCCUACAUACCUCCAAGAAAAGUGGACCACAGAGGCUGUGAAGUACAAGCAAAAGCAUCAAGUCACAUAUCCACCAUUCUCACAUUUCAACAAAUUCUUGCGGGACGUAGCAAGGAUAAGGAACGACCCCAGUUUUGAAUAUGAUAUCUCCACCUCAGAUGUCAGAAAUGAGUCGAGGGGUCGAGUCACACAAACGAAGGUCACGUCGAGGAAGACUGAAACGGGUAUACCCAGGGCUACAGAGGACACCUGUCCACUCCAUCAGACCAACCACUCCUUGAACAAGUGCCGUUCUUUCCGCACCAAACCUAUUAAAGAACGAAAGGAAUUUCUUUUCUCAAACGGAAUAUGUUUCAAGUGUUGUGGUCCUCAGAAACAUUUAGCUAAGAGUUGUACCGCACUUCACAUCAACGCCAACAAAUCAGCCUCUAAAGGUCAUGGAGGGGAGGGUCAAAGGCAAGGAGGUGGAGACUCUAAUCCGAAAACUCAAGGUACUGUCGUGGGUAUUUGUACCCAAGUAUGCGGCCAAAGGGAAAACACUAGUAAAUCGUGUGGUAAGGUCGUGCUAGUUCAAGUUUACCAUCCGGAUAAUCCAAGCAAGGUCAAGAGGUUGUAUGCCAUCCCUGAUGACCAGAGCAACAGAACACUUGGGCGAUCGUCGCUUUUUAACUAUUUCGAUGAAAAUGGACCGGAUAUGGAAUAUGCUAUGUCAUCCUGUUCUGGCAGCCAUGUUACCACAGGCAGAUUGGCAUCCAGGUACAUUAUCGAGUCAAUGGAUGGUACGUUCAAGACAGAACUUCCCGACAUCAUUGAGUGUGAUGCUAUACCCAACAUGAGACAGGAAAUUCCUUCCCCGGAAGUGACUAGACAUUUUCCCCACCUUCAGGACUUGGAGGGUCUUAUCCCACCUAUAGACCCCGAUUCAGACAUUGCACUACUCAUUGGACGCGAUCUUCCGAUAGUUCAUCACGUUCUAGACCAGCGCCUCGGUGGUGCUAACUCACCAUUCGCGCAAAAACUUCAUCUUGGUUGGGUGGUGGUAGGCGAAACCUGCCUUGGUAGCGCACACAGACCAAGUCAUGUUAACGUUAACAAGGUCAAUACACUUAAUAAUGGAAGGCCAUCUCUGCUACAGCCAUGCCCCAACGAUUUGGAUAUAUCCUUUACUGGAGACGAAGUUUUCCGUAAGACACUUGAUGAUAACAAGCCAGGGUUAUCUAUACAGGACAAACAAUUUAUGGACAUAAUGAAAUCAGGAUUCAGGAAGGAUGAGGAGGGCAACUGGGUGGCCCCACUUCCCUUCAAGGUCAACAGGGAGCGACUUCCAGAUAAUCGUCCUUUGGCUUCGAAGAGAGCAAAAUCCGUCUUAGCUAGUAUGAAACGGGAUGAAAACAAGAAACAGCACAUGGUGGAGUUCAUGCAGAAAAUUCUGGACAAGGGGCAAGCGGAAAUUGCGCCCGAGCUCGCAAACAACCAGGAAAGAUGGUAUCUUCCAUUGUUCGGGGUAUAUAACCCAAAGAAGCCGGACACUAUCAGAGGUGUAUUUGACUCUUCAGCGAAGUUUGAAGAUGUUUCGCUGAAUGACGUUCUGCUCACUGGUCCGGACACGACGAACAGUCUUCUAGGCAUUCUGUUGCGCUUCAGGAAAGGACCGGUCGCCAUAACUGCCGACAUAGAACACAUGUUCUAUUGUUUCCGCGUGGAGGAACAACACAGGGAUUAUCUACGGUUCUUCUGGCACAGAGACAAUAAUCCCGAACUUGAGUUAGUUGAAUACAGGAUGACUGUUCAUGUAUUUGGCAACAGUCCCUCCCCGGCUGUUGCCACCUUUGGGCUAAGGAAAUCUGUCGAGAGCGCGGACUCUGAUGUCAAGGAAUUUGUGUCACAAAACUUCUAUGUCGACGAUGGACUCGUCUCUGCUGAUGAUGCCAAGACAGGCAUUGAUCUCAUGAAGCGCACUCAGUCGACCCUAGCACGUGAAGGCAAUCUGAGAUUGCACAAGAUUACUUCCAGCAGCAAGGAGGUACUUGACGCCUUUCAGCCAAAUGACUUGGCCAAGGGACUAAAGGGUCUAGAGUUAGGAAAGGACAUCAUACCCCUCCAGAGGAGUCUAGGUCUCGUGUGGAACGUAAACAAUGAUACCUUUACCUACCAAGUGUGUCCCGAUACGCAACCCUUCACACGUCGAGGUGUGCUUUCCACCGUCAACAGUCUGUUUGAUCCGUUGGGACUCAUUGCUCCGGUAGUGAUUCGAGGAAAGCUUAUCCUUCGGGAUCUUAUGGCGUGUGGUUCAACUGUUGGCUGGGACGAGCCCUUGCCAUCAGACCGCGAAGCAGAGUGGAAGACGUGGCGAGAUUCCCUCGUUUCACUAGAGGAUGUAAGGAUUCCGCGAGUCUGCUCAACCUUUCUCCGUAUCGCUGUUUCUCGGAGGGAGCUCCAUACGUUUGCCGACGCAUCCCAGGAUGCUAUUGCUGCAGCGUCCUAUCUGAAGACUUUCAACAUCAGUGGCAGCACAGAGGUCAGUUUCGUUUAUGGGAAGGCAAAGGUCGCGCCACAAAAGGGUCACACAAUCCCUCGUUUAGAACUUUGUGCGGCAGUGCUUGCUGUUGAGAUCGCUCAAACAGUCAUCGAGCAACUAGAUAUUACGCUAGAUGCCGUCCGUUUCUAUUCUGACAGCCAAGUCGUCCUCGGUUAUAUUCACAACGAGGAAAGAAGGUUUUACGUGUAUGUGUCAAACCGCGUCGAGAAGAUAAGGGCUUUCUCUACGCCCGAUCAAUGGACUCAAGUGUCUACCCACUGCAACCCUGCCGAUGUGGCUACCAGAUCUGUACAUGCGAAGGACAUUCAAACUAGUCCAUGGGUGAAGGGCCCCGGACUUCUCGAGGAAGAAAUUGUAGAAGUGACUUACCCCCUUCUCCAAGUUGAAACCGAUAAAGAGGUAAGGCCUGAUGUCACCUCUCUCAAAACAUCUUCCAGAGAAAUUCAGCGUUUGGAUGGAAUACGGUUUCAGAGGUUUUCUUCGUGGACUCGUCUGGUUCGAGCCGUUUCCUUAUUGAAACACAUCGCACGCACCCAUGCUAGGAACGAAAAACACUGCAGUGGUUGGCAUUGGUGCACUACCCACAAGAACGUCGACAUGUUCCAAGAGACCGAGCGUGUUAUCAUUAAACAAGCACAGCUCGAUUCCUACCAUGUUGAGAUAAGCUGUCUACAGAAUGGGGAAAGACUUAACUCCAGUAGUCCCCUCCUACCACUCUCACCUUACCUCGAUGAGCACGGCAUCCUUAGAGUGGGAGGUCGACUUAACAGAGUCAAGGAUCUUGCGAGCGGCGAAGUAAACCCCGUGAUAGUACCCAAGGGACACCACAUUGCCACGUUGCUUGUCCGUCACUAUCACAGCUCCGUUCAACAUCAGGGAAGAACAUUCACGGAAGGAGCGCUGAGGGCAGGUGGCUUCUGGAUCAUUGGUGGCAAAAGGUUGAUCUCCUCCCUGUUGUGUAGCUGCGUCAAGUGCAAGAAACUUAGAGGAAAGGUCGAACACCAGAAAAUGUCGGAUCUCCCAUCUGACCGCACAACACCAAGUCCUCCUUUCACGUAUGUGGGAGUUGACGCUUUCGGGCCGUGGUCGGUGACCACAUGA